AUGGCUCCUCGUAUCAAAAGCGUCGCCAUAAUUGGCGCUGGUCCGGCCGGUGCGAUUGCCGUGGAUGCAUUCGCCCAGGAACAGGCUUUCGAUCGGAUCAGGGUGUUUGAACGGCGAGAAAAGGCGGGUGGUUGUUGGAUCUACGACAACGACGAACCACCACCACUAACUGAUUUCGACGCCCUUUCGUCUCGAACAGCCGAUGCACCUGUCAAUGCGCCAGGUUCUCUCCCGGGGUAUUUCCCUCGGUCGAGUCAGCACCGUUUCGACGAUACACCGGUUUAUCCAGCCUUAGAGGCCAACAUCGAUUCUGGGAUUAUGCAAUACUCCCAGGAACCCAUUCCGGAAGUUCGAAGCAAGGCCUCGGUCGCGCUCCAUGGGCAGGAUACCCCGUUUCGACACCAUACUGUUAUCCAGCGGUAUAUUGAGUCGCUGCUUAAUCGCAAAGGGUAUAACCGACUUGUCGAGUAUAGCACCACUGUUGAAAAUGCCGAGAAGGGGGCUAGUGAUGGGAAAUGGGUGUUGACCCUCCGGAAACAGGUUCCGGGGCUGGAGAAGGAUUACUGGUGGCAGGAGGAGUUUGAUGCAUUGGUUGUUGCGACGGGGCAUUAUAGCGUGCCUUAUGUUCCUGUUAUCAAAGGACUGAAGGAGUUUGCGGCGGAGGUGCCGGGGAGUGUGCUGCAUACGAAGGGAUUCAGAGAGCCUGAAACGUACCGUGGGAAGCGAGUGGUUACAGUUGGCGCCUCAGUCUCCGGUGCUGAUACCGCAGUGAGUCUGACUGGCAUCGCUCAAGAUCCAAUCUACGCUGUGGUCCGGGGCAAAUACAAUGGAUACUUCGGAGACGAAGCAUUCAAGCAUCCCCAGAUUCAACGAAAGCCACCAAUCUCGCACAUUGACGGACAAGGCAGCAGGCGCACUGUUCACUUCGAGGACGGCACGUCGGUUGCGGACGUCGACCAUAUCAUCCUUGGAACUGGCUAUACCUGGACACUGCCAUUCCUGCCGAGAGUUGCAGUUCGUAAUAAUCGAGUCCCGGAGUUGUAUCUACAUAUCUUCCACCAGCAGGAUCCGACGCUGGCAUUUAUUGGAGCCGUUGCUGCUGGAUUUACGUUCAAGGUUUUUGAAUGGCAAUCAACUCUUGCUGCCCGUGUGUUUUCCGGUAAAGCAAUGCUGCCAUCGCUCCAGGAACAACGGGAUUGGGAAGCAAAGAGGAUCGAAGAGAGAGGCGACGGUGUCAAGUUCACCCUGAUCAGCCCGGACUUUGAGAACUACUUUGAGCUGCUGAGAACGCUGGCUACACACCCAAAAGAUGGAGAACCAGGUCGACGACUGCCAAAGUUCGAUCCAGCCUGGGUCCAGCAGUUUGCUGCAAGCCAUCAGAGACGUAUAAACAUGUGGAAGCGAGCGAAUGAGGGAGCAGGUCAGACUGGCAGAGUCUCAAAGCUGUAG
Messenger RNA from Aspergillus puulaauensis, 1449 nucleotides. RefSeq lists its product as uncharacterized. The record is from RefSeq and is a predicted model, not a curated record. The transcript has 3 exons. Gene Ontology annotation, molecular function: NADP binding; N,N-dimethylaniline monooxygenase activity; flavin adenine dinucleotide binding. Lineage: Eukaryota; Fungi; Ascomycota; Eurotiomycetes; Eurotiales; Aspergillaceae. Bases 1 to 1449 code for a protein of 482 amino acids.